ACAUCGCUGACCACUAAAGACAGAACUGUAUCAGCGUGUUCGGUAAACGAAACACUAAAAUUUCACCAUGCACUCUCACACCAUUUUUUUCAUCGUGUUUGGAAUUAUUGCAGCAGCAACAGCUGCUCCAGUACCAGGUGGACACAGCAGUCAUCAUCACGUAAAAAUCCACGUUCCCUAUCACGUGCACACUGUUCAUCAUCAUCACGUGAAGAAAAUUCCUUAUCCAGUUCAUCAUGUUGAAAAAGUUCAUGUACCCGUUCACGUACCAGUUCAUCACGUUGAAAAGGUUCAUGUUCCAGUACCAUACAAAGUAGUGGAAAAAGAAUACGUGCCUGUUCCUAUUCAUGAAAAACACGAGGUUCCCGAACAUCAUGGAGGAUGGUGGGAUUGAGACUGAUCUUUCGAAAAAAAAGACAAAGUAUUUAAACCCCAAAGUGGUUCUCAAAAAUCCGUCUUGACAACAACGAAAUUUCGACAAAAAUUUAGUGAAAUUUUCAAACUCAGUCAAAAAUCCAAAAAAAAAAUCAAGUACAAGGUGAUAUAAAUCUCCCGCAGCUAAGAUAGUUAAGAACUUAAUUAUAGGUCACGAUACAUGAAUAAUUAAUUCAUGAACAAAAUGCACUCGCUCACUAUGCUAUUAUCAAACAAUUGUACAUAUAAUAUACGAAUUUUAUUUUUGUACUGCAUGCAGAUAGUUAAAUAAAGCGCU
Leptopilina heterotoma is the source of this 712-nucleotide messenger RNA. Its product is annotated as histidine-rich glycoprotein. Bases 68 to 394 code for a protein of 108 amino acids. The record is from RefSeq and is a predicted model, not a curated record. The transcript is spliced from 4 exons. Lineage: Eukaryota; Metazoa; Arthropoda; Insecta; Hymenoptera; Figitidae.